AUGCACUCGCCAGACUGGUUUUUGAUCGAAAGCCGAUUGUCCCCGUUCUAUUUAAGGAAAUCUGGCUACCCCAUUUGGGUUCAUUGUCUUGACGCAGGUAAAGAGAACAACAUGAAGGCUCUUUUGUUUGGUCUAGCUUGUCUUUCGUCCUCUAUCAGUGUCUUGGGAGUCCCUGUGAGUGAGGUUUCGGCGGAACAACCAGCUCCAGGGUCCCCCAAACUCAUCUGCUACUACAACUUUUGGUCCCAAUAUCGAUCAGGCGUGGGAAAAUUCACACCCGAGGACAUUGAUCCCGAGCUAUGCACCCAUAUCAUCGUAUCCUUCGUCAAGAUCAAGAAUGGCCUAUUGGACAUGAAGGCAACCUUCGAAGGAUCCACACAGGAAGAGCUCUUGGAGGGGAUCAAAGGCCUAACUUCCAAGAACCCAGCCUUGAAAGUUCUAAUCUCAGCGGGUGGAUACUCCCCCGAUGACCUGGAAAACUACGUUCAAAUUAGUCAGUCCCAGGAAGCUCAAGAGGCCUUUACAAAGUCGGUCCAAGAAGCUCUUGAGGAACAUAAUUUGGCUGGGUUCGUUGUCAACUGGGAAUUUCCUGAGGAGAGCGACGAGGACCAUUUCUUGAGCCUUCACCAGACCCUGAGAGCCGGAUUGGAAGAUCAAUACCUCCUUGGGACUGUGGUAUCUAGUAAACCCACCUUUUUUACCGCCUCGUACUAUCAUCUUCCGGAAGUGAGCCAGGUCGUUGAUUUCUUGAACAUCAUCACCUACGACUACCACGGACAUUGGGACAACCAGACCGGCCACAAUGCCCCUCUUUUUGCUCCUGAAGGUUCGCUUUCCUUCAGUGACACCCUCGAGGCUCUGGUCGAUAUGGAUAUUCCCAAGGAUAAGAUCGUUCUCGGUUUUCCCACCUACGGUCGCUCAUUCACGUUGUCCGACUCUGAGGCCCAAGAAGUUGGUGCGGCCACUGAAGGCCCAGGAGAAGGUGGAGAAUUGUCGAGUAUGCCUGGUACCCUGACAUACUACGAGAUUUGCAAGAUUCUGAUGGAUGGCGCCAGCUACAAAAUGGACGAAGAGGCCAAAGUUCCUUUCGCAGUUCAAGGCAAUCAAUGGAUCAGUUUCGAUGACAUGUCCUCGAUGGAAGCCAAGGCCCAAGUCAUGAAUGACAAUGGACUACACAACGCCUUCGUCUGGGCCCUGGGCAUGGACGAUUUCACCGGAACCCAAUGCCAAGAUGUCAUGCCAUUCCCAUUGAUAAGAACCCUGAAGAACUCUUUGCAACCCACUGAAGAGGUCCAUGAGGAAUGAAAAGAAUGAGCAAAGGUUUAUUGAUAAAUCCACAGCAGCCUCAUGAUGAGAAAAUGAAGAACAUGAUCUAAUUUGGGGCCUUUUGGCAUAGUAUCUAUGCGACAAUAAAAUUCAUAAUUGGAAAGAAGUGAUGAAAUGAGU
This is a messenger RNA of Tigriopus californicus, 1446 nucleotides long. Its product is annotated as chitinase-3-like protein 1. Gene Ontology annotation, molecular function: chitinase activity; chitin binding. Lineage: Eukaryota; Metazoa; Arthropoda; Copepoda; Harpacticoida; Harpacticidae. Gene Ontology annotation, biological process: carbohydrate metabolic process; chitin catabolic process. Bases 1 to 1305 code for a protein of 434 amino acids. Gene Ontology annotation, cellular component: extracellular region. The record is from RefSeq and is a predicted model, not a curated record. The transcript has 2 exons.